Molecule: messenger RNA, 321 nt
Organism: Colletotrichum higginsianum IMI 349063
Lineage: Eukaryota; Fungi; Ascomycota; Sordariomycetes; Glomerellales; Glomerellaceae
Exons: 1
Coding region: 1-321 (106 amino acids)
Source: RefSeq, a predicted model, not a curated record
AUGAAAGUCACGACAAUUCUCGCCGCUUUUCUGCCCGUCUUGGCAUUGGCACAGAGCUCGACCGACGCCAGCACAACGACCAUCACUUCCACGGCUACCCAGACCAAGACGAUCACCCUGUCGCGCGCUCACACCACGACCAUGACCUACGGCAGUGGUAACAGCACGGCGACGUUCAAGCCCACGGGAUCUGCUGCUGUCUCUGCGACAGCCUCUGCGACAGCCGCGGCCACGACGAAGCCUAACGCCGGCGCCGCCCUGAACGCGGGCAACCUCGCCUUUGCCGGUGUUGCCGGCAUGAUCGCUGCCGUCCUUUUGUAA